This is a messenger RNA of Papilio machaon (common yellow swallowtail), 1858 nucleotides long. RefSeq names its product gelsolin-like. The record is from RefSeq and is a predicted model, not a curated record. NCBI's taxonomy places the organism in Eukaryota, Metazoa, Arthropoda, Insecta, Lepidoptera, Papilionidae. The transcript is spliced from 16 exons. Gene Ontology annotation, cellular component: cytoplasm; actin cytoskeleton. The coding region runs from base 132 to 1754 and encodes 540 amino acids. Gene Ontology annotation, molecular function: actin filament binding; phosphatidylinositol-4,5-bisphosphate binding. Gene Ontology annotation, biological process: barbed-end actin filament capping; actin polymerization or depolymerization; actin filament severing.
AUGACGAACGCACGAAUGGCCAUAGACCAUUUAGGUAUCGUUAUAAAAUCAGUUGCACGGUCAUUCCUUUGUAUAUAAGUCGUGUAAUAUAAAAACAGAAAAAGUUUUUUACUGAUCCAAUUGAAAUUACAAUGAGGUCGUUAUUCAUAUGGGCCUUGCUGGCCCUGUUUGUGUGCGUGCAGUCGCGCACGACAAAUGUUCAACAACCAAUCACAGCGCAGAUAACCUCCCUAACAGACAAGGAUGCGCGUAGAAAAGCUAGUGUACAUCCAGCGUUCUCUAAUGCUGGUAGACAAGCUGGUGUUGAAGUGUGGAGGAUCGUGGACUUCAACCCGGUUGCCGUAGCGCAAAAUGACAUCGGCAAAUUUAAUAAAGGGGAUUCUUAUAUUGUUCUAAAGACGACAGCUGACAAGAAGAACAAUCUAUCCUGGGAUAUUUAUUACUGGAUCGGCAGUGAAUCUACACAAGAUGAGUCAGGUGCAGCGGCCAUCUUGACUGUAGGGCUGGAUGAUAAGUUCAAUGGAGCUGCGAUACAGCAUAGAGAAACUUUGGGACACGAGAGUCAGCAGUUCCAAUCUUUAUUCCGACCAGCUAUCAGAUACAUCGAAGGUGGAGCUGCGUCUGGCUUUAACCAUGUUGUGACAAAUCCUGGCGCUGAAAAGCGAUUGUUCCACAUCAAGGGAAAGAAGAACAUACGAGUUAGACAGGUGGAUCCUCUAAUUGCUUCAAUGAAUAAAGGAGAUUGUUUCGUGUUAGAUAUAAAUAACGAUAUUUAUGUAUACGUUGGUGACAGUGCCAAUCAUAAAGAAAGACUGAAGGCAAUAUCUUUCGCCAACCAGGUCAGAGAUCAAGACCAUAAUGGUAGAGGCAAAGUUGAUAUUGUUGAUCAAUAUUCAAGCGAUACGGACGUACAGAAGUACUUUACAGCUUUAGGUUCAGGUAUUAGGGAUAUAGUUCCCGAAGCAAGUGCUGGUGGUGAUGAUCAGACUUUCGAAAGGAAUGAAGAAGAUGCUGUAACUCUGUCUGAGAUAUCGGACAGCAAGGGAUCUUUGGUAGCAACACCUCUACGUAAGCCAUUCAGACAAGAAAAUUUAAAGCCACAAGAAGCUUAUAUAUUGGACACUGUUAGUGGCAGUAUUUACGUGUGGCUCGGAAGACAGGCUACAAAAAGGGAAAAGACAGAAGCGACGUCAAAAGCGCAACAGUUAUUGAGAUCCAAAAAUUAUCCGUCUUGGGUCCAAGUGACAAGGAUUCCUCAAGGCACAGAGUCAGCUGCAUUCAAACAGUACUUUGCGACAUGGCAGGACGCUGGUAUGUCACACAGCCGACUUGUCAGAUCAGUUGACGCUAAAUCUUCCAAAAUGAGCGAUAACUGGACCCAACCCAAACUCUACAAAGGGAUUGUGAAAUCAGAAACUUUAAUGAUAUUUGAGGAAAUACCAAAUUUCAAGCAAACUGAUUUAAGACAGGAUUCAGUGUUCGUACUGGAUAUGGGCGAUGAACUGUUUGUAUGGGUAGGAGAAGAUGUUUCAGAGUUAGAGAGAAAGGUGACAUUUAAUAUACAUACACAUCUUGUACCGUUAAAGUCCAAAUUCGGUAAGAAUUGGUACGUCAUUAUGACUAAACAAGGUCUCGAGCCUGAAUCAUUUAAGAAGUCAUUCGGAAAAUGGCAACCGGAAUUAUUGGAGAAACUAAGAAAAAGUGAUGAUGAAGAAAAAUAUGAUGCGUUAAACUUUAAUGAAAUAGAUGAUUAGAGAUAAAUAUAUAUAUAAGAGGCAUUACUAUCGCGGUAACUUCUGUCAGAAUAUAUUAUAAAACUAGUUAUAACCCAUGACCCUGUACGAAAAAAAAACCUUAU